AUGAGACAGCUCCUCGACCUGGAUUCCGUAAGAACUGGCGCCCCGAGUCCAGUGCCGACUCCUAGUGGCACACUUCCGCGAGGUCAAAGACAACUUGACAUCAACCCCGCUGAAUUCCUAAAAUACAAGCUCGACAAGCCCGCUGGAUUAGUAGGAGGGACCUCGAUAACAGGUUUAUCUCAACUAGCAGCAGGUCCCGGAGGAAUGCCUUCCGAUGAACCUAUCAGCGGUAUGCUCUGGGUUCAUUUACUUGCUGGCAGAGGUUUAAGACCCUCUACUGGAACGUCAGCUGCAACUACUCCCGUUACUCCUAGUGGAGGAGCACCAGCAGCUAUCACAGGUCCAACAGCCGUACGUGAUCUUUACUGCGUCCUAGAAUGUGAUCGUGUACAUAAAGCUAGAACAGUGGUAAGAACAGGAGACCUAGUUUUCGACUGGGACGAGAGCUUCGAGCUUGACUUAGUUAACAAUAGAGAGCUGGAUUUGUUGAUUUACUCUUGGGAUCCUCAAUACAGGCACAAGUUGUGCUACAAAGGUUCCGUUUAUUUGCCCACUCUGCUCAAGUCCGGUCCUAUACACCAGUUAGCACUUAAAAUUGAACCGAGAGGUUAG
Messenger RNA from Diabrotica balteata, 612 nucleotides. Lineage: Eukaryota; Metazoa; Arthropoda; Insecta; Coleoptera; Chrysomelidae. The record is from the annotation of a GenBank genome assembly.